Sphaeramia orbicularis (orbiculate cardinalfish) is the source of this 972-nucleotide messenger RNA. Its product is annotated as olfactory receptor 10A3-like. Gene Ontology annotation, cellular component: membrane. Gene Ontology annotation, molecular function: G protein-coupled receptor activity; olfactory receptor activity; odorant binding. The record is from RefSeq and is a predicted model, not a curated record. Lineage: Eukaryota; Metazoa; Chordata; Actinopteri; Kurtiformes; Apogonidae. Gene Ontology annotation, biological process: G protein-coupled receptor signaling pathway; detection of chemical stimulus involved in sensory perception of smell. The transcript has a single exon. The coding region runs from base 1 to 972 and encodes 323 amino acids.
AUGGAAAACGACACUGCUUCCUUUUACUUUAACCUCACCAUGUUUCUGAACAUUGGACAUUUCCGUUACCCAGCCUUCGUCUUUUGCCUCCUGCUGUAUGCCGUCAUCAUCUCCGCUAAUCUCGUCAUAAUACUUGUCAUAUUACGAGAGCGAGCGCUACAUGAGCCUAUGCAUGUAUUUAUCGCCUGUUUAUCUGUCAAUUCCAUCUAUGGUUCUGCAGGUUUCUUCCCCAGGUUUUUAAUAGACCUUCUAUCGGACACUCAUCUGAUCUCACGUCCUGCUUGUUUCACUCAGGUCUAUAUUAUUUACACCUACGCGUCCUAUGAGCUGACCAUUCUGGCAAUUAUGGCAUAUGAUAGAUACAUAGCCGUGUGUCAUCCUUUAUCCUAUCACAGAAAGAUGACGGUUAAAGCUGUUAUUACUUUGGUAACGUUGGCUUGGGUUUGUCCGGCCUUGAACCUCACAGUAACCAUUAACAUGACGGUCCGGCUUCCAUUAUGUGGUAACAAGAUUCGCAAGAUAUACUGUGCCAGCUGGAAUAUUGUAAAACUCUCAUGUAUAACUGCUGCUGUUAAUAAUAUUGCUGCGAUGUUGGGAGCUGUAGUCAUUGCAUUUGUCCCCUUCGCUUUCAUUUUCUACACUUAUCUGAGAAUCCUGGUUGCUUGUUGGAAAAACCCAUCCAGGAUCAGGGGGAAAGUAAUACAGAGCUGUCUUCCACAUGUUAUUACGUUUGUCAUUUAUUCUGUCACGUCGUUCAGUGAUACGGCACUGAGUCGACAGAAUCUGGAGGAGGUAAACCCUGUCGUUGCUGUUGUUUUAGCGCUGGAGUUUAUCGUUAUUCCUCCGCUUCUGAAUCCUCUUGUUUACGGCCUCAAGUUACCAGAGAUUAGGAGGCACAUCUUUAAGAUGCUGAGCAUAAAAUCCAACAGGAAAAAGAAUUCUAGUAAAACAUGUCCAGAGUUGAGAUCUUGA